Molecule: messenger RNA, 2043 nt
Organism: Strigops habroptila (Kakapo)
Lineage: Eukaryota; Metazoa; Chordata; Aves; Psittaciformes; Psittacidae
Gene: RNF7
Product: ring finger protein 7
Exons: 3
Coding region: 49-393 (114 amino acids)
Biological process (GO): protein ubiquitination; ubiquitin-dependent protein catabolic process
Cellular component (GO): nucleus; Cul5-RING ubiquitin ligase complex
Molecular function (GO): cullin family protein binding; zinc ion binding; ubiquitin protein ligase activity
Source: RefSeq, a predicted model, not a curated record
GCAGGCCCGCGCUGGCGGCCGCCGGCGCCGCGUCCCCGCCCCUCCGCCAUGGCCGAUGUGGAGGACGGGGACGAGCCCGGCGCCCCCCACUCGCACCCGGGCUCCGCGGGCUCCAAGGCGGGCGGCCCCGACAAGAUGUUCUCGCUGAAGAAGUGGAACGCGGUGGCCAUGUGGAGCUGGGAUGUGGAGUGCGACACCUGCGCCAUUUGCCGGGUGCAGGUCAUGGAUGCCUGUCUUAGAUGUCAAGCUGAAAACAAACAAGAAGAUUGUGUUGUGGUUUGGGGAGAAUGCAAUCAUUCCUUCCACAAUUGCUGCAUGUCCCUGUGGGUGAAACAGAAUAAUCGCUGUCCCCUCUGCCAGCAGGACUGGGUAGUCCAGAGAAUAGGCAAAUAAAAACACUGGAAGUUUUUUUUUCCCAUCAAACUUGUUGAAAUAGUGUAUGUCUUACACCUUAUGCUCAUACAGAAGAAUGGAACAUGUCAAUCGUGGCAUGAUUUAUUUAGUUUUAUGUGCUAGAAGAUCGGUGAGGUUUUGUAUGCUCUUUGCUGUACAAGGAGGCAAUGGUCUGCAGUCUUACUGCAGAUAUUUCCACAAUAAACCAAGAGACACUACGUUAACCAGUGCCAUCUGUUAUGAUUUGAGUGUUAACUGUAUGAGAGCAUAGAAGUGUGGUGGUGCAGAUUAUACCCUAAAUACAGUUUAUUUAAUGUUUUUGUGUAGGUAAAUGAAUAAAUUUGCAAGGGCGACCUUACCUGUAAGUCUGAUACACAGGAUAGUUUUCUGUCAGGAAAAAGAAAUUGUUUUCUAAAUAAUAUUAUAUACAAAAACAGUGAGUGAGGUUUUUUUAGAAAGUAUUCUGGGUUUUAAUCUAAAUAGCGUGUAAAGCAUUUGCUAUAUGCUUUUUCUAUCACGCUAUACUAAACAUUUCUAAUUUAGCUUUUCUUCAUGACUUCAGAAAAUUUUGUUUUCUUGUAUCUCUGUCUGUUGCUGUAUUGUAUUCUAUAUGUGACUUCUACAACCAUAGCAUUAAAAUUUAACCCCAUUCAUAAUUCUUUAACUUAUAUUUCUGAUAAAGAUAAUGGAGACAUGUAUAUUUAAUCCAGAGACUUUUGGUACAAAGACAUGUAUUUGGUAUCAGUUGGCUGGGGGCGUAAACAAUCCUCCUGGUUAGCUGACUAAUAUGGAAAGCCAACAAAACUGGUAAUUUAAUAAUCCCAAGGAAAGCAGGUACUAAUUAAAUCUAGGGAAAAAUGUUAAAUUGUGUUUUCAUGAAAAUUCAGUUAAUAGAAAUUUAUCAUCAUUUUAUUGGUUACAGUAUUUUGGAAGUGGGAGAAAGCAUUGUGUCAAUUUUGUGGAAAUCCUCAAUAUCUUUUUUUUUUUUUAAUAUAUAUAUAUGAGUCAUGUAUUUUUUUCUUACAAAUAUUUAUAUGCUUGCCUCUGACUUUGUCUUUUCCCUAAAUAUCCAAAGUAAUUACUAUUAAUCUGAACAUAUGCUCUGGGAUUAUUUUUUUAAAAUACAUGUAAUAGGUUGAAUUACUGCUUUAAAUCUGUAACAAGUUCAGGCUUAAUAAAAUGGAUAAUAAACCUGGGUGAAAUUGAACGAAUAUUAUAUGCAUUUCAUGUUUACUUCAGAAUUGUCAUCUUAAAUGUUUAAUGCAUUUCUCAGCAGAUGUAUUUCUAUCUAGUUCUGUUUAUUUAAAGAGGUUUAUCUUCUCUGUGUAAGCUAGUUCCAAUGGCAAUCACUGUGUCAUCAAGCAUACAUGCAGAGUUUACUGUGGGUUUGUUUAAUACUUGUAAUCUUGUUUUUACAAUGUUUUGAUUUUUUUUAAUAUAACUUUUGUCUCAUUACAAACUGAGAUCAAAGAAUUUUCUCUGUCACUGUUACAGUGUAUCACAUUGGUUGUUAUUAUCGCAGAUGAUGUCUGUCAUUGAAAACAACUGUAAAAUAGGUGAACAGUAGUAAUGAAGUGCCUGAAGCACUUAUGCUGUUGGGGAGUAUUUGUGUUUGUGUAAAGCAAUUCUUCCUAAAAUGACUGCGAAAAA